ACAGAAGCUUCAGUUCGGAAGCAAAGCGUGAAGAUAGUUCAAGAAGCAGCUUUGCUAUUAGCAGAAGCGAGACUUCUUGAGGAUCAGCUGUGUUAAGUCAGCAAUUAUGGUCAUGAUGGAAAUCUCAAGCGUUGAUAAUGAAACUCUGGGACAGCUUCUGAAAGAAGACGCCUCUAGAUGUUUGCUACUGGAUUGUCGCUCUUUCUUCGCCUUUAACGCAUCGCAUAUAUUGAAUUCAAUCAACGUCCGUUUUAGUACCAUAGUUAAGCGAAGGGCUAAAGGAGCGAUGGGGCUUGAACACAUUGUACCUAACGAAGAGUAUCGCAAUAGUUUGAUCUCCGGCCGCUAUUCAUUCGUUGUUAUAUUUGAUGAAAAGACUUCUGAGUUUAACAUGCUCAAAAAAGAUAGUACAGUACACCUAGCAGCUAGCACGUUGUGUAGAGAAUCCUAUGGAGCAAGCAUUAACUUUCUCCGAGGAGGUUAUGAUGCAUUUUCAUCGGAAUAUCCGGACUUUUGCGCUAAACCUUCACCCCCUCCAUUGUCGCUACCUCUGAGCGCUAACAGCCGGCCGAACAGCGCAGAGCCAGGCUGUAGUUCCUGCGACACUCCGCUCUAUGAUCAGGGUGGACCUGUUGAAAUCCUCCCUUUCCUCUACCUCGGAAGUGCCUAUCAUGCGUCAAGGAAGGACAUGCUGGACGCCCUUGGAAUUACGGCUCUAAUUAAUGUCUCUGCUAACUGCCCAAACCACUUUGAGGAGCAUUAUCAGUACAAAAGUAUUCCGGUGGAGGAUAGUCACAAAGCAGAUAUCAGCUCCUGGUUCCUUGAAGCCAUCGAAUUCAUCGACUCUGUGAAGAACACUGGUGGCAGAGUGUUUGUUCACUGCCAAGCUGGUAUCUCUCGAUCCGCUACCAUCUGCCUGGCUUAUCUCAUGAGGGCCAACCGGGUGAAGCUGGACGAAGCUUUCGAGUUUGUUAAACAACGUAGGAGCGUCAUCUCCCCCAACUUCAGCUUUAUGGGACAACUUUUGCAGUUUGAAUCUCAAGUAUUCACCCCCUCCUGUUCGACAGAGGCUGCCAGUCCCUCUCAUAAUACCUCCAGUACUUCAACCCGAUUUGUCUUUAAUUUUCCUGUCACCAUGCCCGUGCGUUCGCCAGCGAAUUCCUUGGGUUAUCUUCAGAGUCCUAUUACGACCUCCCCUACAUAUUGAUGUGCGGAAAAGACUAUUUCUCCGGAAUAAAUAAAGCACAAUAAGCUAAGAGGUCGUGUCCACACCCAUCCUCAAUGUAGAGGCUGGUCGGUUAUGGUCUCCAGACCAGAACUUUCACUUUUUUUAAAACUGAACUUUCUCAACCAGACCAUUGCACUGUGUCCAAAUCUGAAGACUGUCUGGCGAAGAUGCAAUCGACAUUUUAGCACUUUUUAUACCGUUUCGGAGGGGGGGGGCAAGUUUAUAGUGAUUUCAGUUUGAUAAUUUAUACAAUUAUUUAUUUACACAAUGGCUAUUUUGUUGUAUAGAUAUUUUGUACGAGUUCAAUAAAACACUUUUUUA
Molecule: messenger RNA, 1549 nt
Organism: Mobula hypostoma (lesser devil ray)
Lineage: Eukaryota; Metazoa; Chordata; Chondrichthyes; Myliobatiformes; Myliobatidae
Gene: dusp1
Product: dual specificity phosphatase 1
Exons: 4
Coding region: 107-1207 (366 amino acids)
Biological process (GO): endoderm formation; negative regulation of p38MAPK cascade; protein dephosphorylation
Cellular component (GO): cytoplasm; nucleus
Molecular function (GO): protein tyrosine/threonine phosphatase activity; MAP kinase tyrosine/serine/threonine phosphatase activity; MAP kinase tyrosine phosphatase activity
Source: RefSeq, a predicted model, not a curated record